Molecule: messenger RNA, 1950 nt
Organism: Plasmodium cynomolgi strain B
Lineage: Eukaryota; Apicomplexa; Aconoidasida; Haemosporida; Plasmodiidae
Exons: 1
Source: RefSeq, a predicted model, not a curated record
AUGAAGGAUGUAAAUAGGACACCCUCAUUUAGUCAGAAGCUAGCUAACGUACAUUUACAGAAGGAAAGGGAUUACAUAAAGCUCUACAAAGGUGGAGAAAAAGGAACCCAUUUAGAUGACCCUCUCAUAUAUAGAGAUACAAACUACCAACUACCCUACGUCCUAAACUACUACCCAGAUGACAUGUUUAUUUUUAAUUUCGAUGGAGUGAUAAAUAUGAAUAAGCAAGAGAAAAUUGUUGUGGCGUUUUUGACUUUUCUUCGUUUAUUUGAGAAGAGGUGUGGGAGAGGAACCUCACAGAAGGGGUGGUACCCCUAUCUGCUGUUUAACGGGAAGACCAUCGAGGGGUUACCCUUGUACGAUUUUGUUCAGUCAAGGAAUUAUCUCUUUAGGGAAGGAGAGUCAAGCAGUAGUGAACCACCCAAGAGUGACGACCCGUUCAUUCUGUUGAAACUCAUCCCAAAAUUCCUUUACUCAAGAUUUCUUUAUUUAUAUAAAUUUUUAAAAACCACAGAAGACUUGGUGAUUGCGAUUAAGUAUGUGUAUGACGAGAUGGAUGGCAUAUGUACCAAGUACAACUAUGACAUUAACGAGAUGGUGCGUAUUUGUCGAGAGAAGAACUUCAUGCAGGCGAAGCUGGAAAAAGUGCGCGAGUGUCUUCACGGGGAGGAGGAGAAGCUCCACCAGGGAAAUAGGAAGCAACCCGUAGGGGUGGAGUCCCCAAACGGAACCCUUCCCCCGUCGCACCCUGCCCAGCAAGCGCAGUUACACAGUGACCAGCAAGCAGAGCUACACACAGACCAGCAAGCGCAGCUACACACUGACCCGCGAGCGCAGCUGCACAUUUACAACCUCGUGAAGGAAUUCACCAGGGGCACCUUUAACCCAUCCGUUAUCACCAAAUAUAAGAAAAUUGAAAAUUUCGAAAAUGUCUUUCCCAGCUUCCACAACGACUUUGCAGAAUUUUACAAAAAAAAAAUGAACCUUAAGUUGUAUGAACGAUAUGGAGUAGAUCCUAAAUGGGUUCGAACCCAAUUUGAAAGAACGAGGAAAUUACUCAAGGAGCAUGAGGAGGAUGCAUAUGUCCACCUGAUGCAGUAUCGUUACCCUUGUGAAGCAUUGAGUGAACAGGAGAGGAAGAACCACAGGACGUUUAAUACAUGUGCAGUCGAUUUGAUUAAUCACAACAUAAACGUUUUUAAAAAACCCAUCUAUGUCGUUUCUACCAUGGAGGAUGGUGCUUAUAUUGAAUACACUCUCAAACUGUUUGGCGUAGACAUUGCUAAUAAGGGGGACUCACACCUUCUGCGCAUUUUUGGGAAAGACUACCUACGGAAGGGGGAAGAAUCCCCAAGCGAGGGGGACUCCAACUCGGUAAUCACUAAUUUGAAGAGACUCCUCAAGUCUCCCUAUUUUGCAAAAAGAGAGUCUACCCCCCCUAAGGGAGGACGCCAAGGUGACCUUCAGGAUGAUUAUCUAUACGAUCCAUACAACGUAGACUUGGAAUACCUGAAGCACCAGGAGAAGACGAAAAAAAGAGACUACCACUUCCUUAACCACAGGUACUAUCUCGAUAUGCUGAGGGAGAAGUGUAACAUGAUCAAUUUUGUUAUUGAGAAAUAUCAUCGAGGGGAUGAAAGCAUCCACAUAAUAGACCAGAAAUAUGAAGACCUGAAUGCCAUGUGCAACGAUAGUCGCUUCAGCCACAAGGUUCGACUGUACCUUUGCGAGUGGGGUUAUAACUCCUAUGCAGAUCGACUAAAAGCUGUACAUAACGACCGAGUUAAAUCCUUUUCUCAAUCGUUUAAGCUCCUAUUUUUGUGUUGCACGCUGCAGGACAGCCCGCGCCGCGAGCACACCCACGGCCGGGGACUGCCUACCGACUUCUACACCAAGUUCAUGCUCAAGUACCUCCUCAAAAAGGGGCUCCUCACCCGGACGGAGGCCGAC